AUGCCGGAAGGGCCAUCCGUGAGGAAAUUUCACUACUUGGUCUCCCCCUUUGUGGGCCAGCAGGUGGUCAAGGCAGGGGGCAGCAGUAAGAAACUAUACCCAGCUGACCUUCAGUCUCUGUGGCUCCAGGACACCCAGGUCCAUGGAAAGAAGCUAUUCCUUAGGUUCGAUCCAGAUGAAGAAACAGGGCUCCCUGGCACCAGCCCCCUGCCAAAGCCUGUAGGAAAAGGAGCACAGAAGGAAGAGGCCACAGACCAAGAGCAGGCCUUGGGGCCCAACGGACCGAUGGUCUCCAGUGGACCCUUGCAGUCCGUGGAGCUUGUGGUUCCCAGUGAAGGUGACAGUUUGGAGUAUUUGGGGGCAGAUACCCCUGCAGCAGCUGCUGAGAGGUGGCUGCAGGUCAGCUUUGGUUUGUUUGGCAGCAUUUGGGCGAAUGAGUUCUCCAGAGCGAAGAAAGCCAACAAAAGGGGCGACUGGAGGGACCCUGUUCCAAGGUUGGUCCUGCACUUUGGUGGUGGUGGCUUCCUGGCAUUUUAUAGCUGUCAGAUGUCUUGGAGCUCUUCCCCGGUGUUCAAACCCACCUGUGACAUCUUAUCUGAAAAGUUCCAUCGAGGACAAGCCUUGGAAGCUCUGGGCCGGGCCCAGCCUGUCUGCUACACACUGUUGGACCAGAGAUACUUCUCAGGGUUAGGGAACAUCAUUAAGAAUGAAGCCUUGUACAGAGCUGGGAUCCACCCCCUGACCCUCGGUUCUCUCCUGAGGCCUUUGCAUCUUGAGGCCCUUGUGGACCACGUGGUGGAGUUCAGCACAGACUGGCUUCAGGGCAAGUUCCAGGGCAGACAGCAGCACACUCAGAUCUACCAGAAGGACCACUGCCCUGCUGGCCACCUGGUCACCAAGGAGGCGUUGGGGCCCCUGGGUGGGUUCCAGAGGCUUACCUGGUGGUGCCCACAGUGCCAGCCCAUGUUGUUCCCCAAGGAGCCUGAGCCACCGCAGCUCUCCUGAGGCACUUGCGCUGUUCUUCUUGGAGCCAUGCCCUUUAGGGACCGUGUGCCCAAGUGUCCAGAAAGGAGGGAGUGGGCAGGGGCUAGGUGCAGAAGACAGGGCAGGUGGGGAAGGUCAGUAUUGUUAAUGUGCAUCUCACUGGAGUUAUGUCUGAGGCAGAGUUUUCAUAGGUUAGAUUUUUCCUUUUCUAGUUUUGUUCACUGUUCCCAUCUAAUCCUCCCAUUAUGAAAGAUGAGAAAAUUUCUAAUGAUGGGGAAGGGGGAAGCUCCCAGAACAAUGAGGCAGUGAAAGCCUGUGGGAAGAGCUGUGCUCCCAACAUUGCUUUGCAGGUUCUGUGCUGUGUUUGAAAUUUUGGCUGGUUUUAAGGCUAUCCAUUUUGAGAAACAGAAAAUAGCAUUUUCUUUCUUCCUUCCCUGGAGGGGUCUUGAGAUGAGGACAAGUCGGGGGAGGGUGGUACUGCCCUUCAGCCUCCUGCCUGGGUCCUUCCAAGAUGGGGGGGCCGGGCGGGGAGAAGAGCUGCUCGUUUACUCCUGCAGCUGACACAUGUGACUACUGAUAUGUUGAAAAAUUCAAAAGUCAAGGGUUGUAGGGAAACGCUCAUGACAUGAAAAUAAAGCUGUUUGUUAUUUUCUGUGUCA
Molecule: messenger RNA, 1643 nt
Organism: Galeopterus variegatus (Sunda flying lemur)
Lineage: Eukaryota; Metazoa; Chordata; Mammalia; Dermoptera; Cynocephalidae
Gene: NEIL2
Product: nei endonuclease VIII-like 2 (E. coli)
Exons: 4
Coding region: 1-1005 (334 amino acids)
Biological process (GO): base-excision repair
Cellular component (GO): nucleus
Molecular function (GO): DNA N-glycosylase activity; DNA-(apurinic or apyrimidinic site) endonuclease activity; damaged DNA binding
Source: RefSeq, a predicted model, not a curated record